AUGGCCUCGUCUACUUACAAGGGCAACCUCUCAGUUGGAGGCUCUGCUCUCGACAAGUCCAAAUUGCAGCUACGCAGGCCAACCCCAGACAGUGAUGUUCUGGCGUCGAGCGAUGACGACCGUGAGCACGUGCCCACUGUUGUUCGCCCAACUGGGGGCUACCCUGGUGGCCGCCGCCCCUCCUCGGGUUGGCUGCAAGACAUCCAGCCAAAUCGCAAGUUCUCCCUACCCUCUGCCUCAUUCGCCGGCUCUCAACCUGCAACUCCAUCAAGCGAGCUACCAAGCCAGACUCGCAGCGGGACGUCUGCAUUUCCCUGGAACACCUCCAGCUUCAGCAGUUCACAGGCGAACAGCCGGCUGAAGGAAAUUGUGCCGUCACCCACAUCAGCCCACUUUCCCGGUGACAAGCCCUCACCUUCACCGGCUGCACCUGACAGCGAAGAGAGCAUUGGCUUUCUCCUCAGUCAGCAAAAUCCCAUGCGCAAGGCCGUACGCUCACAGUCCUAUAGCAUCGGGCAGGGUGACCUAGAGAGCAGUCCUGUCGGCCAGUUUUCAGCACGUGUGCGCUCAACAGCAGGUGUACGCCACCGCCCUUCCAAGCCCAGCCUACUUGGUGACUCUGGUAUCGGUCUGUCUCAGCUCCGUGAGGACGACAUCGACGAACUUGAAUCAGUGCAUAGCUCUGAUCACGGUGUGCGCCUUCCACAAGGUUAUUGGGAACGCGAGCAAACACAAGCUCUGCUCAAACAGGCAGCCAUGGAGAGCGCACGUGCACGUAACCGCGCUACGUCGACAAGCUCGCCUGUUCACCAGCACCCUCCCCCUCCACAGCGUCGCAAGACCACCGCUGGCCUUCGAGGAAUGUCCUAUGGAAGCACCGCUGACUACGCAAUCGAAGAGCACGAAGACAACGACGCAGUUGGCCACGCUUUGACUCCAUCUUCGUUGACUCGUCGCUUCAGCGAGCACGUCUCCGUUCUCAGCCGUGAGCCUGAGCAAGAGACCACGGACAGCCCAAAGAAGCAGCAGUGGGCUACUGGCAACAUUCACAGCCUUGGUAUGGAUGCAAUGGGUCGUAGGCACUCCUUUGCACACUAUGGGGGGUUCAAUCAGAGUAUGCCUCUUUCGACUGCCUUGAGCAACACCCAGGAAGAAGAUGAGAGCCUUAUGUCUCCUCGCCAAGCCUCUCACUCACCUGAUGAGCCAGAUCGGUUCGAUCACUCCGCAUACUUUGCGGGUUACGGUCCUGCGUCUCGCGCUAUCAAUGCCUCUGCGAUCUCCGCCGCUCACCCGGAUCCCGUUGUUUCCAACACAACCAUCAGCACGGCAGCGAAUGCAAACAUGAAUACAACUAACCCGUAUGCCGUUCCGCCCGUUUUGGGGCGCCCCGGUCGGCGCUUGUUUGUGGUUACCUUCAAGUGCUCCAGAGCCGACAUCUACUAUCUCUACGAUAACACCGGUCUUGAGAUCCGCCGAGGUGACUUGGUCAUCGUCGAGGGCGAUCGCGGUUGUGACCUUGGUCAGGUGGCACAUGCAGACGUUAGCCUCGAAGAUGCUAAGAAGUUCAAAGCCGAAGCUAAUGAGGAGCACUUCCGCUGGCUCGUCAUGUUCUCCCAGUACUCGCUCGCAGGGACCCAGAAUGACUCCGGCAUGCUGGGAGCCCUGGCGCGCGCAAACGGUCUGUCCAACAACCCGAACCAGCCUCAAAUGACCGGCAUGAUUGGCAAUCAAGAUCAAGAUGCUAAGCCCAAGAUGAUUAAACGCCUUGCUCAGCAGCAUGAAAUCUUCGCUCUGCGCGACAAGGAGGGUUCCGAAGCGAAAGCUAAGCGUCUUGGAGCUCAGAAGGCCGCUGACCACAAGCUGCCUAUGGAAGUCCUUGAUGCCGAGUAUCAAGCCGAUUACCACAAACUGACCUACUUCUACUACGCAGAGUCUUACGUCAAUUUCAACGACCUCGUCACCGAUCUGUUCAAGCAAUACAAGGUCCGCAUCUGGAUGUCGGCCGUUAACCCAGCAUCGGUUGUAAACCCGGCUGGGAUAAUGCAGAUCCCGCCACCCUCUGCUAUAGGUCCCGGUGCAAUCAUCAAUCCAGGCAACGCAAACUCGCCCUUGCCCGUAGGACCUGGCUUCGGCAAUAGCAACCAUCGUUCUAAUGAACACUAUAGCCGCAACCGCAACAAUGCGCCCCAGACCAACUACGACGAUGGACAGUACGCAUUCUCUCACCAGCUCCCAUCUUACACCCCACAAACCGCCUACGGCAUGCCUCCCUGGGCACAAGGACAGCAGUUCUCACAGCAGAUGUACGGUGGCUACAACGCCUAUGCCGGAGGAUACCCGAACGUGACCGCCAGCGGCAGUCCUAUGAACUACGGUGCUUACUAUCCACCCGGAUCUGGUUACGGUGCUCAGUCAGCCUACAACCGUGGCUACCCAACUGCUAGCCCUUACACGCCCACUGGUGGAUCCAACUAUGGCCAACAAGCCACUUCGGGUGCGAGCAACGGAAAAUCUGGCAGUGGCCUUGCCACUCAGACCAACGCUUCCAACAACGGCAAUGAGUCUGCCCUCGUUACGAGCAUGCAGAACGUGUCUCUUGCUAGCAAGUAG
Boeremia exigua is the source of this 2610-nucleotide messenger RNA. Its product is annotated as PSP1 C-terminal conserved region-domain-containing protein. The record is from RefSeq and is a predicted model, not a curated record. The transcript has 3 exons. Lineage: Eukaryota; Fungi; Ascomycota; Dothideomycetes; Pleosporales; Didymellaceae. Gene Ontology annotation, cellular component: cytoplasm. The coding region runs from base 1 to 2610 and encodes 869 amino acids.